CAGCGGGUAUUCCUCUCCCAUUCCGACCGCAAAGUGUGGCUACUCUUCGAUUACGCCGAACACGACCUCUGGCACAUAAUCAAGUUCCACAGGGGGGCCAAAGCCAACAAGAAACAAGUGGUUACUCCCAAAGGAAUGGUUAAGUCACUCAUCUAUCAGAUAUUGGAUGGCAUUCAUUAUCUGCACACCAAUUGGGUUCUGCACAGAGAUCUCAAACCGGCCAACAUUCUGGUGAUGGGUGAGGGGGCAGAGAGGGGUCGCGUCAAGAUCGCUGACAUGGGUUUCGCGCGACUGUUUAACGCACCCCUUAAACCAUUGGCCGACUUGGAUCCAGUAGUGGUGACUUUCUGGUAUAGGGCACCGGAACUACUACUGGGCGCCAGACAUUACACCAAAGCCAUUGACAUUUGGGCCAUCGGUUGCAUAUUCGCCGAACUGCUCACCUCUGAACCCAUAUUCCACUGCAGGCAGGAAGACAUCAAGACCUCCAACCCCUACCAUCACGACCAACUCGACCGCAUAUUCAAUGUGAUGGGCUUUCCAUUAGACAAGGAUUGGGACGACAUCAGGAAAAUGCCGGAACACCCGACCCUU
Oppiella nova is the source of this 594-nucleotide messenger RNA. The record is from the annotation of a GenBank genome assembly. Lineage: Eukaryota; Metazoa; Arthropoda; Arachnida; Sarcoptiformes; Oppiidae.